UUGCAUGUCGGGACGAUGAGGAUUGUGCCCUAGGUGAUGGUUUCCUUUGGACACUGCGUGCUGCUCUCGUGCCCUAGAGAUGUUAGUGAUCCCCAAACACAGGAUGUGUCCUUGGCCCACAAUGGUUAUUUCAGCCUGUUGUUUUGUUUUGCUUUUUGUUUUUGUUUUUUGUUUUUGUGUUUGUGUUUUAGACAGAAUUUCUCUUGGUUCUCAUGGAACUUACUUUGUAGACCAGGCUGAACUAGAACUCACAGGGAUCUUCCUGCCUCUGCCUCCCUCAUCUUGGGAUUGAAGCUAUUCACCAUGACACUCAGAGUGUCAGCAUGUUCUCAUCUCACACUGAAAUUGUUGAGCUAUUUUUAAACUAAAAAUACAGAGUUGUAACUUAUAGAAGAAGGAGGCCAAAUAUUUUUUACCAUGGACUACUGAUGUCAGGAAGCCAAGGUUCUGGGCCUUCCUGAGUAAUGGACGCUCUGGAACAGUGGGAGAGAGAGAAGCUUGCAGUCUUGUUGCCCUGAAUGCUGGAUGUGUAUAAGGAUCAUGUGGGCUACAUCUUAGAAUCCGAUAACAUACUGUUUGAGUUGAGCACAACAAUACUUAGAAAAAUGAUCAAAGCUUAUCUAUACAAUUAUUUUAAAGGACCCCACUAAUACAUAAACUGCUGAUAUUUUCAUGUAUAAAUAAAAAAAUAAUAUGACUAUUCUCGUUGGCCAAUCUGGGGCAUUAUUCAAUAAGACAUGAAUAUAGAAAUUAAAAAAUUUUGAAAUAAUUAGACAGCAUAGCAAACAUGCUGCUCAACUACAGCACACUGAUACAUGCUGUCAAAUGUGUAAAACACACUUCAGAAAUGUCACAAACAUCAACCAGUACCCAUUAGAGAAAACACAGAAAUGGAACAUGACAAGGAACAGUGAAUUCUGUUCUAUGUUAAAUUCUCAGUAUGAUUAGUCCUUUGCAUGCUGGUUUCCCCGUAUGUUCAGAACCUUGAAUGAUAUUAGUCUGUGAGUUCUUCCUUUAAUGUUCUACCCCUUGCCUCCUCCAUCUCCUGUCCCUUGUCACUGUGCUUUGUGUCGCUGCUGAAUUCUGGACAAAUGCAGAAACCCAGAUGACAGCCAGAGCCACCUCAUUAAAGUCUGUAUUUUCAUAUAAUUUCACAUUCAUGGCUGUGUAUAUUUAGUGUUGACAAGAACCUUCUCCCUCACCAGGACUUUCUGUUGUGAGAACUGUUUAUUUGUGUGGUUUAUAAUAAGCAUAUGGCAUUAAAUGGAUGCUUCUGUGGAUGUAUUUAUUUUACAUUUCACCUGUCUUCAAUGUAUAGAGCCCACAUGGUUUUAUAGCAUCUUUUACCUUGUUUUCCUUUGAAGAUGGGUCCAUUGUGAGGUCAUAUGAGUACCUUUGAUGUGUCUGAAGAAUAUUACUCAGUGAUGUGAGAAACAGGUCUAGCUCUCUUUCAUCCUUACAGAAUCUAGAUUUGUGUCCACAGGCACAUGAUGCCCGUGUAAAGGUUUCUACCACUGUGAUAAAGAUCAUGAGGAAAGGCAAUUUGGAGAAGAAAGGGUUCAUUUCAGCUGACAUCUUCAGGAAAUGCUAUCAUUUAGGGAUGUGGCCAUUGAUUUCUCUGCAGAGGAGUGGGAAUGCCUGGAGCCUGCUCAGUGGCAUCUGUACAGGGAUGUGAUGCUGGAGAAUUACAGCCACCUUGUGUUCCUGGAGCUUGCUGACUCUAAGCCACAGCUGGUGACAUUUCUGGAGCAAAGACAACAGUCUACUGGUGUGAAGAGACAAGAGGUUCUUCAGACUCCUUGCAGGGAAUUGUGGGGAAGGAAUCCGCAGUGUCACUACAGCCAGAACUGGAAUGCCUGAUGGUAUACAGAGAAGCAAAACUGGCCUGGACACAGUCUCAUAACUGUGUGGUUAGAGCUGUUGUAUCAACUCUACUGUGCCCAAGAAAGAAGUCCAGGUGCUAAAGACCUUGCCAACUGUGGGCUUUGCUUUAUCUCCAGCUAGCUGAGUGAACAAGAGGUGAGAUUACAGUGGGCUGCCAGUAGGAAGGAGUGAGCAUUAAACUCUGUGGUAUUGCUUCGGAGUCUGACUCACAGUCUCUGACCAUUUCAUAAAUUCCUCUGCACAAGAAAGCAGAGGUAACUUUUCUGAUGUGUGCCAGGUCACCUUCUCUCUCCCUGUUUUGGGAUCUGCUGCCUGUACAGAGCACUACAGUCUAUGGAAAUUAAAGUAAGGUAAGACCUCAGGUGACACCUGGCAUUAGGAAUGAGAAGGUGUUGCACUGCUGGCCUAAAAUAAGUUUGCAUCCUUUUGUAUUGUUCUAUUUCCUUUAACCACAGGCACAAGAAAGGAUUACAUUUUGAGCUGGGAGAAUCACUGUGGGAUUUGGUAAUAAAGGGACCUGCUUCUUUGCAUUUCAUGGAGGUGUUUUGAGAAGAAUUUUUGCUGUGACUUUACCACCUGUGAUCUAGGAGCCCUGUCGGGAGCCAGUUACCUGCUUCUCUAGCAGAGUAAAACCUUGCCUGCUAGGCCGGGUCAAAACAGAACAGAGUUUGUGGCCUGGCAGAAUGUUCUGCAGAGUGGAAGAUUUCCUGGCCUACUGAUGCAUGGAACGAUAAGAGGAGAUGCACUUGAGGCUCAAGGUGAGGGACUGGACUUCCGAUUAACCUUUGUAGAAGGAGCAGGAAGGCUCCCAGAGGAUAUCUGGAUGGGAACAGAUAUCCUAUGGAUAUGUCAGCCAUUGUGUCUGCGAGCUUGUGGUUUUGCUUCCCACGGCACUGUGGGGUAUAAAACAGGCUAAACUCAUUAAACACGCUGCUGCUGUACUCACUGGACAGUCUUCCCUAUCUGUCUCUUGUCUCUUCUUUCCGUCUUUCCUGCAAUCAUCCUCACUCCUCCCUCAGGGACUGUUUGACAGGAGCAGGCAGUGGCUCCAGCAGAGCCCCACCUAGGAGGAGGGCAGUGAUUCCCUACUAGUGUGGUGGCAAUCAGUACACAAGUGUGGGACUGAAUUUGCUCCCUCGGGAGGUAGAUCACUUCCGUAAAUUGCCACCGAUUUUCCCCCUUGUUCAGAUUCUCUUGGUCCUUUUACCAGUAGUUCUGCAUUUUCAGUUCCUUGGCUUUAAAAAUGAGUCAGUACGUGACAAUGUCUCCACCUGCUGGUAAUGAUGGUUACAACACCAUAGCCACACUCCCCCCCCCCCCCCCCCAAACCCUGUUAAGUCAGUAAUAUUUUCUAAGAAGCGUCAGAGCUUCAGUAAUGUCAAGUAGCGUUGAAUUCAAGUUUCCCUGCGGGACCCACUACAGAUGCGACACUUUGCUUCAGCGAAUACUAUGCGGGUCUGCUCUGGGCGACUGGGAAGCUCCAGUUCACCUAGGGUGGAGUCUUCUGACCUUUGUCAAGUCUUUUGUCUGCAAGAAGCUACCUGCUGAGCAGCUGAGCUUGUUUUCCUGACAGAUCCUGACAAAGCGACUCAACGAGAUCCUGGCAUAGUGGGGGAUGGGUUCUCUCCCCUUUAAAAAUCAGACCCUAGAAUUAAAGUUGAGCCUUGAUCAGA
Mus musculus (house mouse) is the source of this 3557-nucleotide messenger RNA. RefSeq names its product KRAB box domain containing 5 (gene Krabd5). Gene Ontology annotation, biological process: regulation of DNA-templated transcription. The record is from RefSeq and is a predicted model, not a curated record. The coding region runs from base 1585 to 1860 and encodes 91 amino acids. The transcript is spliced from 5 exons. NCBI's taxonomy places the organism in Eukaryota, Metazoa, Chordata, Mammalia, Rodentia, Muridae.